Molecule: messenger RNA, 1815 nt
Organism: Pipistrellus nathusii (Nathusius's pipistrelle)
Lineage: Eukaryota; Metazoa; Chordata; Mammalia; Chiroptera; Vespertilionidae
Source: the annotation of a GenBank genome assembly
AUGAACAAACUACGGCAAAGUUUUAGGAGAAAGAAAGAUGUUUAUAUUCCAGAGGCCAGUCGCCCACAUCAGUGGCAAACAGAUGAAGAAGGGGUUCGUACCGGAAAAUGUAGCUUCCCAGUUAAGUACCUUGGCCAUGUAGAAGUUGAUGAAUCAAGAGGAAUGCACAUCUGUGAAGAUGCUGUAAAAAGAUUGAAAGCUGAAAGGAAGUUCUUCAAAGGCUUCUUUGGAAAAACUGGAAAGAAAGCUGUUAAGGCAGUCCUGUGGGUAUCAGCUGAUGGACUCAGAGUUGUGGAUGAAAAAACUAAGGACCUCAUAGUUGAUCAAACAAUAGAAAAAGUUUCUUUCUGUGCCCCAGAUAGAAACUUUGAUAGAGCCUUCUCUUACAUAUGUCGUGAUGGCACCACUCGGCGCUGGAUCUGUCAUUGCUUCAUGGCUGUCAAGGACACGGGUGAAAGGCUGAGCCACGCUGUAGGCUGUGCUUUUGCGGCCUGUUUAGAACGAAAGCAGAAGAGGGAGAAGGAAUGUGGAGUGACUGCUACUUUUGAUGCCAGCCGGACCACUUUUACAAGAGAAGGAUCAUUCCGCGUCACUACAGCCACUGAGCUAGCAGAAAGAGAGGAGAUUAUGAAGCAAAUCCAAGAUGCCAAGAAAGCUGAAACAGACAAGACAGUUGUUGGUUCAUCAGUGGCCCCUGGCAACACUGCCCCGUCCCCGUCUUCUCCCACCUCUCCCACUUCGGAUGCCACUGCCUCUCUGGAGAUGAACAAUCCUCAUGCCAUCCCACGCCGCCAUGCUCCAAUUGAACAACUUGCUCGCCAAGGCUCUUUCCGAGGAUUUCCUGCUCUUAGCCAGAAGAUGUCACCCUUUAAACGCCAGCUUUCCCUGCGCAUCAACGACUUGCCUUCCACUAUGCAGAGGAAGACUGAUUUCCCCAUAAAAAAUGCAGUGCCAGAGGUAGAAGGGGAAGCAGAGAGUAUCAGCUCCCUGUGCUCACAGAUCACCAAUGCCUUCAGCACACCCUCCGAGGAUCCCUUCUCAUCCGCCCCAAUGACCAAACCAGUGACAGCGGCGGCACCACAGUCUCCUGCCUUUCAAGGGACCGAGUGGGCUCAGUCUUCUGGUGCUGCCUCUCCAGGUCUCUUCCAAGCCGGUCACAGACGUACUCCCUCCGAGGCCGACCGCUGGUUAGAAGAGGUGUCCAAGAGCGUCCGGGCGCAGCCACCCCCCGCCUCAGCUGUCCCGCUGCAGCCAGUCCUCCAGCCGCCUCCGCCCACUGCCCUCUCCCAGCCAGCGCCACCUUUCCAAGGGAAUGCAUUCCUCGCCUCUCAGCCCGUGCCAGUGGGUGCGGUCCCGCCCCUACAGCCAGCCUUUAUCCCUGCCCAGGCCUAUCCUGUGGCCAAUGGGAUGCCCUAUCCAGCCCCUAAUGUGCCUGUGGUGGGCAUCACUCCCUCCCAGAUGGUAGCCAAUGUGUUUGGCACUGCGGGCCACCCUCAGGCUGCCCAUCCCCAUCAGUCUCCCAGCCUGGUCAAGCAGCAGACAUUCCCUCAGUAUGAGACAAGCACUGCUACUGCCAGUCCCUUCUUUAAGCCUCCUGCUGAGCACUUCAAUGGUCCUGCAGCUUUCAAUGGUGUAGAGGACGGCAGGUUGGCCUCAGGAGACAAGCACACAGAGGUUCCUAUGGGCACCUGCCCGGUGGAUCCUUUCGAAGCCCAGUGGGCUGCAUUAGAGAGCAAGUCCAAGCAGCGUACCAACCCCUCCCCCACCAACCCCUUCUCCAGUGACUUACAGAAGACGUUUGAAAUUGAACUUUGA